Molecule: messenger RNA, 2778 nt
Organism: Rhododendron vialii
Lineage: Eukaryota; Viridiplantae; Streptophyta; Magnoliopsida; Ericales; Ericaceae
Product: probable LRR receptor-like serine/threonine-protein kinase At3g47570
Exons: 2
Coding region: 1338-1964 (208 amino acids)
Molecular function (GO): protein binding
Source: RefSeq, a predicted model, not a curated record
UAUGGAGAACGAGGGCGUGUAUUUUAAUAGCGGGCUUGGAAAAUGUGGGGUAAAACGACAAAAAUGUUUAAUGUCCGUGAAAUUGAAUCCGCUCCCGAAUAGAUAACUUUCUAAUGUGUAAUUUCAGUUUAUGUAGCCCCUUCCGGUUGUAUAUUAGUGGGAAACGAAAAGUCUGACUAGACAUGAAAAGAUAACCUAGUACAAAGUAUCUGAUAUGUGUGGUCCAAAAACAUAUUCGGGCCAACUGAUUUUGACCAGAAAAGAAGCAUGAGGUCAAAGCAAAUAUCAGCUUGACAAGAACACCCAAGUCUCUCUUAAAUUAUGGUUAUUAGCAAGUAGCAAAUGCAGCUUUAACAAUCCUAACACCUCAUGGGUAUGGUAGUGUUAAAGGCCUUCCUCCUCUUCAUGAACGUUGCUUUUCUGUUGUGUCUGCAUUCUGGCUCUCCUUUUGUAGUUGGCUUUAUGCAAGGUGGGAACGAGACUGACUGUCUAGCCUUGCUUGCAUUCAAAGCAACCAUAACCAAUGAUCCCUUUGGAGCUCUGAACUCGUGGAAUGAGUCCAUCCACUUUUGUCAAUGGGUUGGUGUAAAAUGUGGCUGCCGACACCAGAGGACACCAGAGGGUCACUGUGUUGGGGCUUAAUAAUCAGAAACUGUCAGGGUCUGUUUUGCCCCACAUUGGAAAUCUGAACUUUCUCAGGGAACUAUGGCUUCAGAACAACAGCUUGAGUAGUGAAAUCCCCCCAGAACUCUGCCACUUACGAAGACUACAAAUAUUAUCGCUGGUUAAUAAUUCAAUUUCUAGUGAAAUUCCCACCAAUAUAUCUAGUUGCUCUAACCUUGUUCACCUCGAACUCUCUGGUAAUAGGCUGACAGGAAAUAUUCAUGCGGAGCUCGGUUCUUUGAGUAAGCUCCAGGGGCUGUAUAUUGCAAAAUACAAUCUAGCCGGAGAUACUUUUGGUCGAUGGGAAAAAUUGGGACGUCUCUUAUUGGGGUUGAACAAUUUGGUCGAUACCAUUCCUCUCUCAAUUUAUAAUCUCUCUUCCAUGGCAAUAUUUGAAGUUCAUAGUAACCAAAUUGAAGGCCCCCUUCCCUCAAACCUAGGAAUCACUCUUCCUCUACUCCAACGCCUAAAUCUUGGUGGUAACUUGUUUAUUGGUUCCAUUCCUAUCACAAUAUCCAAUGACACCAAACUACAAUACCUUGCCUUGGCGGAAAAUGGAUUUAAAGGAGAAGUCCCUUUGGAAAAGCUGCAAAAACUUGAGGUGUUAAUAUUACACAUGAAUCAUCUAGGAACAGGGCAAGUGGAUGGCUUGAGCUUUCUUGAAACUUUGACCAAUGCCCACUAGAUUGUCCUCCUUGUCUCUAGCCUCCAACAACUUUGGAGGUGUGUUGCCUGAAUCAAUCAGCAACUUCUCUACUGAAUUAUGGUUUUUCAGCUUACAUAUGAAUAGAUUAGUUGGGAGCAUCCCAUCUGAAAUAGGGAAUCUAAUCAAUUUGCAGGUUCUUGGCAUGUCCUCCAACCCCUUUAGUGGUAACAUUCCUUCUGAUAUCAGGAAGCUUCAAAAGCUGCAAAGUUUUAUGCUUGAGGAUAAUAAAUUCCACGGUGAGAUCCCAUCAUCCUUCGCAAAUUUGACUUUGUUAUCUUUUCUCAGUGGAUCUAGAAAUAAUCGUCGUGGCAACAUCCCUUCCUAUAUCGGAACAUACCAAUAUUUGGAGGCAAUAAGACUUGACCAUAACUAUCUUAGUGGUAUCAUACCCGAAGAAGUUGGCAGUCUCUCAUUGUUGUUGGAUCUAAACCUUGCGUAUAAUAAAUUGAGUGGUUCCCUUCCGUUGGAAAUUGGACUUCUCCAAAAUCUAGAAACACUAGAUUUUUCUCAAAAUAUGUUGGACGGUAAUAUUCCAACUUCUCUUGGUAGUUGUGUAAAGUUUACAUCACUAAACAUGAAGGGGAACAAAUUGUGAGGCACCUUUCCUUCAACUUUAGCUACUUUGAGAGGUAUGGAGGAGUUAGAUCUUUCUCACAACAACCUCUUAGGAAAAUUCCAGACUUCUUGGAUGACUUUGUCUUUCUAAAGAAACUAAACCUAUCAUUCAAUGAUUUUGAGGGUCCUGUACCAGAAAGAGGUGUAUCUAAGAAUGCAUCAGCCUUUUCUGUUGAAGAAAACAAGAAACUCUGUGGGGGAAUACCUGAAUUGCAGUUGCAACCAUGCAACUCCAAAGGGUCCACAAAUAAAGGAUUUACUCUUGCCGAGAAAUUAAGUACUUUUAUACGCUCGGGGCUUCUAGGGCUGCUUCUGUUCUUGUGUUUCCUAUAUCUGUGUUGGUUUAGAGGGACAAAAAAAGUACCGUCUGUCAAAAUCUUAGGAAAAUCAUUUCUCCAAUUGUCCUACCAAAGUCUGCUUAAAGCUACUGACGGCUUUUCUCCAGCAAAUUUGAUUGGUGUUGGUAGUUUUGGUUCAGUAUAGAAAGGAAUUCAUAACGAGGACCGGAAAGUUGUCGCACUUAAAGUACCAAACCUUUAAUUUCGCGGUGCUUCCAAGAGUUUCCUUGCUGAGUGUAAGGCCUUAAAAAGCAUCAGACAUCAAAAUCUUCUAAAUGUACUCACAGCAUGUUCAAGUGUUGAUUAUCAAGGACGAUUUCAAAGCUCUUGUGUAUGAGUUCAUGGUUAAUGGGAGCCUAGAGGAGUGGUUGCAUCGAAAUGAGAAUGAAGAAGAUGCCCACAUGGAAUCAAGGCAUUUAAACAUUCGACAAAGGUUAAAUAUAGCCAUAGAUGUCG